AUGACUGAGAAGGGAGAUGAUAAGACUGUUAGAUAUGCCACCAUUUGUUGUGCCCGUGGUGGGAAGGCCUGUAAUAGGAAGUUGAAUGUCACCAGACCAUGUCCUACAGGAAAGACAGAAUGUAAGGUAAAGAUUAAUGUCUUAAAAGUUGACGAAAAGUUUAAGUUGACAACAAUUCAUAAUAUCUAUAACCAUGACCUCAGUCCAAAAAAAUCUCGCUUCUUUCGAUAUAAUAGACAAAUGAGUGACUCCAUAAAAAGAGUCAUAGAUAUAAAUGAUUUGGCUGGUAUCCGAAUGAAAAAGAGUUUUGGAUCUCUUGUCGUUGGUGCGGGUAGUUUCGAGAACCUCUCAUUUUUGGAAAAAGAUUGUCACAAUUAUAUCGACAAAGCAAGACAUUUACGACUUGGCGCAGGUGAUGCUGGAAUGAUUCGAGAGUAUUUUUUACGGAUGCAGUACAAAAAUCCUAAAUUCUUUGCAUUGAUGGAUUUAGAUGAUGACGGAAGAUCUCCGAUCGAAAAUAGAUUUCAAGAAUUGUAUACUAAUGCAAAAUUCAGGGAAGUUCAUAAACAACUUACCUGUCCUAUAGAUCUGGAUUCAGAGUUAAUUAAGAGAGAUGGUGCAGUAAAGACCUAUCUAGUAGAGGAUGAAGAUCGUGUGGAAGACUUCACUAAAUUGGUUACAUGUUCAAUGGACUUUAGUAAGGAUGAUGUCGAUACAAAGUGUUCAUGUGGGUUAUUUCAGAUAAGGGCGGGCUCGAAAAAACAUACUGAGGAUGCAACAUAUAAGUUGUAUGCAAUGAUUGACUUAUAUAGGAAAAACAAAGAACCCCCAUCGAUGACCCUCGACGAUUCCAAUGUUGUUACCUGUACAACACAGGAGACAGUUAUAGGUGGUAGUUCACAUAAAAUAGAUGGAGGAGAUACACAAUUGCCAAAUACGUCCAGGAAUUUAUUUGGACCAUCAGAGAUAGAUAUGUCUAAUGUUGGACACGUGCAGGAGCCUGUUGAAGACAGCUUAGUUGUCGACAUUAUUUGA
Carya illinoinensis is the source of this 1035-nucleotide messenger RNA. RefSeq lists its product as uncharacterized. Bases 1 to 1035 code for a protein of 344 amino acids. NCBI's taxonomy places the organism in Eukaryota, Viridiplantae, Streptophyta, Magnoliopsida, Fagales, Juglandaceae. The transcript is spliced from 5 exons. The record is from RefSeq and is a predicted model, not a curated record.